Molecule: messenger RNA, 1167 nt
Organism: Hypanus sabinus (Atlantic stingray)
Lineage: Eukaryota; Metazoa; Chordata; Chondrichthyes; Myliobatiformes; Dasyatidae
Product: short transient receptor potential channel 2-like
Biological process (GO): manganese ion transport; regulation of cytosolic calcium ion concentration; calcium ion transmembrane transport
Cellular component (GO): membrane; cation channel complex
Molecular function (GO): store-operated calcium channel activity; inositol 1,4,5 trisphosphate binding
Source: RefSeq, a predicted model, not a curated record
UUUGUGGCCCACCCGAUCUGCCAGCAGGUCCUGACGUCCAUCUGGUGUGGCAAACUGACCUGGUGGAGGGGCAGCCGCACCAUCUGGCUCAUCUUCAUCUCCAGCGGCCUCUUCCUCAGCAUGCCCCUGCUCUGCCUCAUCUACCUGAUGGCGCCCAAGACCAAGCUCGGGCAGUUUGUCCGCACACCGGUCAUCAAAUUCCUCCUGCACUCCUCGUCGUACAUCUGGUUCUUGGUCCUUUUGCUUGUGGAGUCCAUCCUUGCCCAGCAGUCCCGGGAAUUGUCCUCGUCCAGGAAAGAGCCCAUCUACAUCAACUCCUUCCACAUGAUCUGGGUGGUGGGAUACUUCUGGUACGAGUGUAAGGAGGUGUGGAUCGAGGGGCUGCGUAGUUAUCUGCUGGACUGGUGGAAUUUCUUGGACAUUGUCAUCCUGAGUAUGUACCUGGCGUCUUUCGCUCUGCGCAUCGUUAUCUACCUGAGUGGCGAGCUGUACUGUCAGGCCGACCCCUCCUCCUUCUACUGCCAUUACUUCACCAUCAUUGAAAGACACCAAUGGAUGCAGGAAGACCCACAGAUGGUGGCCGAGGUUCUGUUUGCUAUCACGAGUAUGCUGAGUCUGGCUCGUCUUACCUCCAUCCUGCCCGCCCACGAGACCCUCGGAACCCUGCAGAUAUCUAUUGGAAGGAUGAUCGAUGACAUGAUGAGGUUCAUGUUCCUCUUGAUGAUCAUCCUCACCGCAUUCCUGUGCGGGAUCAACAACAUCUACGUCCACUACGUCGACCUCGAUCGCCUGGGCAACUUCAAUGGCACCUUACAGUUCCUCUUCUGGACCAUGUUUGGCAUGGAGGAGCCCACCUCUGUGGAUGUCUCCGACUACGUGGUGGCGGAGUUUGUGGGUCGCGUCCUCUACGGCAUUUUCACCAUCAUCAUGGUUAUAGUGCUACUAAAUAUGUUAGUCGCUAUGAUCACAAACUCCUUUCAGAAGAUCGAGGAUGACGCAGAUGUUGAGUGGAAAUUUGCUCGGUCCAAGUUGUACCUUUGCUAUUUUCGUGAAGGUCUGACUCUCCCUGUCCCCUUCAACAUCAUUCCCACGCCCAAAUCGUUUAUCUACUUGCUCAGGUGGAUCUUUCGCAAGAUGUGCUGCAUUAGCAGCAAGAAGAACGACUAC